Messenger RNA from Prunus armeniaca (apricot), 495 nucleotides. The record is from the annotation of a GenBank genome assembly. Lineage: Eukaryota; Viridiplantae; Streptophyta; Magnoliopsida; Rosales; Rosaceae.
AUGGAGUCUUUGUUCAUUUGUAUUGCUCUGCGCACCAUGGGAAACUGCUUACAUGUUCUGUGCCAUCCCCCUCAAGAGAAGAUUAAAGUAGUAAUCUUUAAGGGUGGAGUACGAGAAUUCAAAGCCUCGACACCGAUCAAAGAAAUCACAUCUGGCCCUUACAUUGGCUAUAAGCUGGUACACCACAUCCAGCCGUAUACGCCAUUGCCACCCAACACCAAGCUAGAACCAGGGGAAGUUUACCAUAUUGUGCCAAACCUUGCAAGUCUUGGUAAGCCCUUGGUUCCUUCAAAAAUAGUUCACCAAGAAAGCUGCAAGAGACAGAAGAUUAAGAUUGUGGUGACUAGGGAACAGUUGGAGUUGUUGUUGAAGAGCGCAAACAAGUUCCGGUCGCCUAAAGAAAUUGGUGUUCAAUUGUCAGGGAGGUCUGGGUUAGAAGGGUCUCCAAAAUGGCGGCCUUCUUUGGCCAUCAUUCCGGAGGUGCACAGUUUUUGA